UUCUUUCGUAUCAGGACAAUUUUACUUGAACAUGAGUUUGUAUACCAAGAUUCGGAAAUAAAAUCCCCUUUGUGUUCACGCGUCUUGAAUGAUGGUUGAGCUAGAAUUUUUCUGGACGCUAUGAUAUAUCUACCAUCUAAACUCAAAGGGGAAGUUUGAUUACCUCGGGAUUGAUUUAAUUUUCUAGUAAAAGGACGUCGGAGUAUAAAUUCAUGUAUUAAACUGCGUAUUCUUGUGGCAAUUCAUGCAUCUUUCAAACAAAGAAUAUGAGAUCUUGAAGCUAGUAUUGCAAGUAAUCAAAUGGCUCCAUAAUGUGAUAGAAAGGAAGCAAGAUUCUGGUGCAAUGCGCUCAAAACAUCACCAACAAUCCAAAUGCUGCUAAGAAAAAAAGUACGAGAAGAGAAUCGUGUCGCUAACCAGGAGAACAGAUCUUUGUUCAAGUUGUUACGGGCUGAUGAUGAUGAAGACGAAGGGAAAGGGGUCUUCUUCAUGGAACAGCGGCAGGAAGAUGAUUCUGCCACUCGUCGUCCUUCUCUGCGCCCUCUCCUUCGUUGCUGGAUUCUUCCUUUCCCUCCUUAUCCUUUCUCAAGAUUUGUCUGCGAGCUCGCGGGAGAUGAGAAACCGAGGAUUGCUGGAGGAGGAACCGUCGGUUUCGAUGCCACACGGCAGAACCGGUGAUCCUUCCGUUAACUCAAUUCCCUUCCAGGUACUGAGUUGGAGGCCUCGCGCAUUGUACUUCCCCAGAUUCGCGGACCCGGAGCAAUGCCGGACUAUCAUCAAGAUCGCCAAGGCGACCAUGGCACCAUCCACACUUGCGCUGCGCAAGGGGGAGACGCGGGAGCAUACCCAGGGAAUCAGAACUAGUUCAGGUACAUUUAUUAGUGCAACAGAAGAUAAAACAGGAAUAUUGGCCCUUAUAGAGCAAAAGAUUGCAAAGGCAACAAUGCUUCCAAGAGCACAUGGUGAGGCUUUCAAUGUGUUACGUUAUGAAAUAGGGCAGAAAUAUGAUUCUCAUUAUGAUGUCUUCAACCCUGCUGAAUAUGGUCCACAAAAGAGCCAGAGGGUGGCUUCCUUCCUGUUGUAUCUGUCUGAUGUUGAAGAUGGUGGAGAAACAAUGUUUCCCUUUGAGGAUGGCAAGAAUAUUGACAUUGGCUAUGACUAUAAAAAAUGUAUUGGUUUGAAAGUAAAGCCACGACAAGGGGAUGCACUUCUUUUCUAUUCACUUUUUCCAAAUGGCACGAUUGAUGUGACAUCUCUACAUGGCAGUUGUCCUGUGAUAAAAGGAGAAAAAUGGGUGGCAACAAAGUGGAUCAGAGAUCAGGUAGACAAGUAACCGAAUUUGUAUCAAGAAUUCUUUCAUAGUCAUCUUGCUACGUCCUUCUCAUUGCUAUUGUAGAGAAAAUUAACGGUUCUUUUGUAGCCCUUUUCAUAAUUCAUUUUUGUUGUAAUGUUUUUUCCCCAUCUGUAAAUAAUAUAAAAUGAGAUGAUACAUCAUGCAUA
Nymphaea colorata (pocket water lily) is the source of this 1500-nucleotide messenger RNA. Its product is annotated as probable prolyl 4-hydroxylase 9. NCBI's taxonomy places the organism in Eukaryota, Viridiplantae, Streptophyta, Magnoliopsida, Nymphaeales, Nymphaeaceae. Gene Ontology annotation, biological process: peptidyl-proline hydroxylation to 4-hydroxy-L-proline. Gene Ontology annotation, cellular component: endoplasmic reticulum. Gene Ontology annotation, molecular function: L-ascorbic acid binding; iron ion binding; procollagen-proline 4-dioxygenase activity. The record is from RefSeq and is a predicted model, not a curated record. The coding region runs from base 455 to 1333 and encodes 292 amino acids. The transcript has 10 exons.